Messenger RNA from Trifolium pratense (red clover), 1353 nucleotides. Its product is annotated as probable trehalose-phosphate phosphatase D. The record is from RefSeq and is a predicted model, not a curated record. The transcript has 10 exons. NCBI's taxonomy places the organism in Eukaryota, Viridiplantae, Streptophyta, Magnoliopsida, Fabales, Fabaceae. Gene Ontology annotation, biological process: trehalose biosynthetic process. Gene Ontology annotation, molecular function: trehalose-phosphatase activity. Bases 134 to 1099 code for a protein of 321 amino acids.
GUUACAAAGUUUACUAUCAAGAUAUCUCUCUCUAGCACCACUCUCUGCCACAUUCCAAGGUUCAACCACAAAAUCAUUCACAGCCAGAUUUUUAUCCUUUGGCACAACUUCAACAAUCAACCAUCAACUCAACAUGAAAUCUAUUUUACCUGCAAAUCAGACUGAUGAUGAGAAUGAAGAAUCAAUUUGGUCUUCAUAUGAUUCUUGGCUAGAAAAGUAUCCUUCAGCAUUGGAAAAUUUUGAGAAAGUGAUGAAUAUUGGAAAAGAGAAAAAAAUUGUUGUGUUCUUAGAUUAUGAUGGAACACUCUCUCAAAUCGUAGAUGAUCCGGAUAAAGCUUACAUGACCGAUGCCAUGCGUGCGGCCGUCCGUGAAGUUGCUAAUUAUUUUCCUACUGCCAUUGUUAGUGGAAGGUGUAGGAAUAAGGUUUAUGAUUUUGUGAAACUGAAAAAUGUCCAUUAUGCUGGAAGUCAUGGAAUGGAUAUAUCAACUCCACAAGGGUCAUCCAAUAAGUAUAAAGAUAAGAAGCAUCAACAAAAAGCUGUUGAUGAAAAGGGUAACGAAGCUGUUCUUUUUCAUCCGGCAAAAGAAUUUUUGCCAACAAUCCAAGAGAUUGUUAAGAUUUUGAAAGAAAAUAUAACAAUAAUAAAGGGCUCUACUAUUGAAGACAACAUGUUUUGUGUCACGGUACAUUAUCGCCGUCUGAAAAAUGAAAAGGAUGUUGAAGUUCUCAAAGAAAUUGUUGAAUCAAUUAUGAAAGAUUACCCCAAUUUUCACAUAUCUGGAGGAAAAAAGGUUUUGGAGAUACGCCCAAAUGUAAAAUGGAAUAAAGGUCAUGCUCUAAUGUAUUUGCUUGACACUCUUGGAUUUGACAACUAUGAUGAUGUUUUACCAAUGUACAUUGGGGAUGAUAGGACUGAUGAAGAUGCUUUUAAGGUUAUAAGAAAAAUUGGAGGAGGUUUUCCGAUUAUUGUUUCUUCAAUUGCUAGGGAAACAAAUGCUUCAUAUUCUCUGCGUGACCCUGCUGAUGUUAUGACUUUCUUGAUUCAUUUAGCAAAAUGGAAGAAGAAUUUGAUGAAGAAAACUAAAGAGAGAAAGUGAAAGGUGAAUCAAUGAUCUAAUUUAAGGCUAAUUUAUGUCCCUUUUAAAGUUGUCAAAUUAGCCUUGACAAUAUAGAAAUGAAAUAGAAAAUGAUUUUGUAAAUACAAAGUUGUACUUCAACUUAGGACAUAUCAUUGGUAGAUGCUAAGUUAUUUUUUAAUCUAAACUAAGUUUUAAGGUCAAGUUUAUCGGUUGAUCGACAAGUUAAUAUGAUUGUUGAUGUGUCUGUAAGGACGGCCAUAUCUCUAGUUAGU